Messenger RNA from Ostrinia nubilalis (European corn borer), 2938 nucleotides. RefSeq names its product glucose-6-phosphate isomerase (gene Pgi). The coding region runs from base 88 to 1758 and encodes 556 amino acids. Gene Ontology annotation, cellular component: cytosol. The transcript has 12 exons. The record is from RefSeq and is a predicted model, not a curated record. NCBI's taxonomy places the organism in Eukaryota, Metazoa, Arthropoda, Insecta, Lepidoptera, Crambidae. Gene Ontology annotation, molecular function: carbohydrate derivative binding; monosaccharide binding; glucose-6-phosphate isomerase activity. Gene Ontology annotation, biological process: glucose 6-phosphate metabolic process; glycolytic process; gluconeogenesis.
UCACAUCGACAGUUCUUAUCAGUAUUGUCGGUACUUUCACAGCCGCGGGGUAUAUUUCGAAUCCGUUUACUUUCCUCGCGAAUUACCAUGGAGCCCAAGAUUACUCUGCGUAAAGACCCAGCAUUCCAAAAGCUACAAGAGCAUUACAAUGCUAACGGAGAGAAGCUUAACAUUCCGCAAUUGUUUCAACAAGAUGCCGGUAGAUUUAAUAAGUUCAGCCUUCGCGUCCCAACACCCAAUGACGGUGAGAUCCUACUGGACUACUCCAAGAACCGCAUAGAUGACGCUACCUUCACAAUGCUGCUUGACCUGGCCAAGAGCCGUGGAGUGGAGAAGGCUAGAGAUGCUAUGUUCAGUGGCGAGAAGAUCAACUUCACCGAAGACCGGGCCGUGCUUCACAUAGCGCUCCGCAACAGACAGAACAGGCCCAUCCUGGUGAACGGCAAGGACGUGACUCCCGAUGUCAACGCCGUGCUCGCGCAUAUGAAGGAGUUCUCUAACGAAGUCAUCAGCGGCCAGUGGAAGGGAUACACAGGCAAGGAGAUUACUGACGUCAUCAACAUCGGCAUCGGCGGCUCCGACCUCGGUCCCCUAAUGGUGACAGAGGCACUCAAACCUUAUGCCACUCGUCUCAAGGUCCACUUCGUGUCCAACAUAGACGGGACCCACCUGGCCGAGGUCCUCAAGCGACUGAACCCUGAGACGGCGCUGUUCAUCAUCGCUUCUAAGACCUUCACUACCCAGGAGACAAUCACCAACGCUACUUCAGCCAAGAACUGGUUCCUGGAGAAUGCUAAGGACCCGGCAGCAGUAGCGAAGCACUUCGUGGCUCUGUCGACCAACGGCGAGAAGGUGACCGCGUUCGGAAUCGACCCCAAGAACAUGUUCGGAUUUUGGGACUGGGUUGGAGGCAGGUACUCGCUGUGGUCGGCCAUCGGUCUGUCCAUCUCUCUGUACGUGGGCUACGACAACUUCGAGAAGCUUCUGGAAGGCGCUAGCUUCAUGGACCACCACUUCACCACGGCGCCGCUUGAGAAGAAUGCGCCAGUGAUCCUGGCUUUGCUGGGCCUAUGGUAUUCCAACUUCUACGGGGCGGAGACUCACGCACUUCUGCCCUACGAUCAGUAUCUGCACAGAUUCGCAGCGUACUUCCAGCAAGGCGACAUGGAGAGCAACGGGAAAUACGUCACGCGUUCUGGGGAACAAGUGGACUACUCUACUGGACCCAUCGUAUGGGGAGAACCCGGCACAAACGGGCAGCACGCCUUCUACCAGCUCAUACACCAGGGCACGAGGCUGAUCCCGUGCGACUUCAUCGCGCCAGCGCAAACACACAACCCGAUAUCGGGCGGCGUUCACCACAAGAUCCUGCUCGCUAACUUCUUGGCUCAGACUGAAGCGCUUAUGAAGGGGAAGAGCUCCGAGGAGGCUAAAGCCGAGCUGGAGAAGUCUGGCAUGGCUCCGGAGGCUGUGGCCAAGAUCCUACCGCACAAGGUGUUCAAGGGCAACCGGCCCACCAACUCGAUCGUCGUCAAGAAGGUCACGCCCUUCACACUUGGCGCUAUGAUUGCAAUGUACGAGCACAAGAUCUUCACCCAAGGCAUCAUCUGGGACAUCAACUCCUUCGACCAAUGGGGCGUGGAGCUUGGCAAGCAGUUAGCCAAGGCCAUCGAGCCCGAACUCCAGGAUGCGAGCCCAGUCAGCUCCCACGACGCGUCUACCAACGGGCUGAUCAACUUCCUUAAGGCUAACUUCUAAAUUGUAGAGUGGGCGGGUCCAAGGGAAAUGUAACUAUUUCGUAAGAUGUUUCAACCUUAUUACGUUGUCUAAGGGCCCUUUUUAAAUCAAAUCAUUUAAUAAUUCAUAAACAUAGGUAUAAAAGGGUGAUAAUUAUGAAAUUAACACUUUCCCAUGGAAAUCCAUGGUCUGUCCUGUGAAUAUACAAAUGUGUUUGAAAUUCGAAUUACAAAUUCGAACGGAUCGGUUUUUUGCGGGACGCAAGAGUGAAAAAAGAGAAACGAAAUGGGGGGAGGACAAGAAUGUCAGGUGUCAGUCAAAAUGACAAGAGAAUAGUAAAUGAUGAUACGGUUUGGAAAACAACUAGGGUGUGAUCCGUGUGAUCCAAGAACUACAGUCAUUUUCUGAUUAUGAAAACGUACAAGAAUGGCAUGAUUGUUAUUGUUCAUAAUUGACUGGUUUACGAACAAAAAUCUCAUGAAAGACGUGUCACAAAGAAAGUACCCUGGACCCGCCAUGUAAAGCUUGAAAUGACAACGUUAGCCCAAACAUAUUAAAAUUUAUGAUAAAUAUUUAAAACAUUAAAAUGUUAUGCUUUAUGAAAUUUAUACAAACAUUUUAAUAGCAAUACCGAACUCAGUGAAACAAAAUGUUAAAAAAGUAACAAAAAUAUUGAAGCCGUUUUAAGAUGUUGGAAACUUUUAUAUAUUUUAUAAAGAUAUAUAAAAUCAAUUAUAUAAUCUCUGCAAUUUUUGAUGUUAAUCUUAUGCGAGUAGGUUUUAUUAUGUGUUGUCUGCUAUAUAUUUAGCACUGGCAUUAAAAACUUAAUUUAUUUGUAAGUGUAAAAGUGAAUCACAAAUAUAAAUGGAUAUGGGAAAAGUAAUAUUAUAUUUAUAGUUGAACAAGAAUCAUGAUAUUACUUUAUAGUUGUUAUUAUCGCUUUAUUACGAGAUCUUUUAAAGAUAUUUGUGUGUGAGAUUUCAUACAAAAUCGGAUUUUUACUCGAAUUUGUAUGAAAUCUCAUACUUAAAAUUAUAGGGCUGCUUUUAAAUGUCUACUAUCCCAAUUUUUUAGCAUAUUAGCCCAUUUUAUGUGUAUGUGUGCUUAAUACUUAUGUAUGCGUUGGUUAUGUAGUAUGAGAAAGUUUGUUUUCUAGGAUGUUGUAUUUAGAGUAAUAUAUUAAUUUUAUGUUUUACGAAAA